AUGGCUGUUUCAAGCAGCUACAUCAAAAAAUUUCUGAUAUUUGAUGAUCCGUCCUUAUGGAAAUACUUACCACUGUUUUUCUUUGGUGUUGCACUUGGAGGCUCAUUACUGAAAGAACUGGAUGUUGUGCCGGUAACAUACUUCAGCCACAGCAGAAAUCUACUCAACUUAUAUUUUGUAAAGAUUUCCUGGGGCUGGACCUUGGCCCUUUUGCUGCCCUUUAUAUUUCUGUCCAACUUCUAUGACAAAAACCUCAUUUAUGUUUUUAAACACCUUACAUCUCUUGUUGUGGCCACAGCCAUUUGGUACUUGUGCACAGAGACCUUUUUUUACAUUGAGAAUAUCACAGGAGCGUGCUACGACAACAUGGAGAUUAUGAAAUUCAGCACAAAGGGAGAGUGCAAAAAGGCAGGUUUCACAUGGGAUGGGUUUGAUAUAUCGGGCCACUGCUUCAUAUUGUCCUACUCCACGCUUCUGAUUGUGGAAGAGAUUGCUCCAAUGAAACACCUCAGGCAACAAUAUCAUAACAGACCUGUAUUCAUUGAUGCUCUAUACUUUGCACUCAAUUUCAUCGUCUUCCUCUGGAUGUGGAUGUUCGGUUGCACCUCUGUGUACUUUCACAACACAAUUCAGAAGUUUCUUGGCACCUUCUUUGGCAUCUUGGGCUGGUCUUUGACUUAUAAGUUUUGGUACAUAAACCCUUUGUCACCAGGGCUUCCUCCUCGUCAUAUUGAACAUAAACAACAAGACUAG
This is a messenger RNA of Trichomycterus rosablanca, 753 nucleotides long. RefSeq names its product acyl-coenzyme A diphosphatase FITM2-like. The record is from RefSeq and is a predicted model, not a curated record. The transcript has a single exon. Gene Ontology annotation, molecular function: coenzyme A diphosphatase activity. The coding region runs from base 1 to 753 and encodes 250 amino acids. Gene Ontology annotation, cellular component: endoplasmic reticulum membrane. Gene Ontology annotation, biological process: phospholipid biosynthetic process; lipid droplet organization; lipid storage. Lineage: Eukaryota; Metazoa; Chordata; Actinopteri; Siluriformes; Trichomycteridae.